Molecule: messenger RNA, 535 nt
Organism: Racocetra persica
Lineage: Eukaryota; Fungi; Glomeromycota; Glomeromycetes; Diversisporales; Gigasporaceae
Source: the annotation of a GenBank genome assembly
ACGCUUAAAGCAUACUCCAAAGGAAUUCAUCGAUCCCUAGUUAUUGAUUAUAACAACAAAAUACCACCAUAUAUCUUAACUCAAUCAGAUAUUAUAAAAUAUAUUCAAGCACACCCAGAAUGUCUGCCCACCAUCGAUUUUAAAUCGUCAUUGCGCUCCCUGGGACUGAUUAAGGAGCGGAAAGUAGUUACUGGUUAUGAUCAUGAGACAGCCUUGAAUGUGUAUCGAAGGAUGGCCGAACAUAAACUAACAGGAAUUGCUAUCGUUAAUAGGGAACAAGAAUUGGUCGGAAAUCUUUCUGCAUCAGAUCUUCGUGGGUUAAGUUAUGAAUCUAUAGAUAGCCUGGUUUUCCCAGUUCUUAAAUUUUUAGCCACUCUUGCUAAUUGUGAGAAUCUCUUAAACCCAAUCAAAGCCACGCCGGAAUCUUCGUUGGAAGAGAUACUGAAACUCAUAACUGUUAAUAGGAUCCACCGUGUUUGGAUUAUCGAUGAUAAAAAACAUGUGAAAGAUGUUGUUUCAUUAACAGAUUUGAUUG